UGUGUGUGUGCUACGGCUGCUUCUACUUGUCACUCAUUGUGGUGCUACUGCUGUUGCUGCGCGUACAAGGGGGGUGUAGAGACCUAUAGGACCCGCAUCGCUCCUGUCACUGAAGAAUAUUCCCAAAGCCGGUGUACUUUCUUCUUUCGAGUCCAGUCCCCGGCCAAGUCUGCCCCUGCUACACCGUGCCUGUUUCCUUCAGGAGAAUAUCCUAUCUUUUGAGGAGGACAUUGCAAUGCUUCAAACCAGGGAUCUCAUCUGGACAUUGCUGUUCAUCGGCUGUGCAGCCUCAAUUCAGGUGCAGAUCACCCCAACGCAAGGAGAGAUCAGUGUGGGAGAAUCCAAGUUCUUCCUCUGCGAAGUUGUGGGAGAUGCCACGGACAUCGACUGGUACGCCCCCAGUGGCGAGAAGAUCGUCUCCAGCCAGGACGUCUUUGUGAGCCGCACGGAUGAGUCCACGUCCACCCUCACCAUUUACCACGCCACCGUGGACAGCUCCGGGAACUACAAGUGUGUGGCCAAAAGCGCCGACAAGGAGGCCCAGGCCACUGUCCAAGUGAAGAUCUUCCAAAAGAUCAGCUUCAAGAAUGCUCCAAGCCUGCAAGAGUUCAACGAGGGCGAUAACGCUGACAUCAUCUGCGAUGUGGUCAGCUCCCCUCCAGCCACCAUCUUCUGGAAACACAAGGGAGCCAAGAUCCACGUGGCCAAAGACGUGCGCUUCAAGAUCAUGGAGAACGCCCACCUGCAGAUCCGAGGCAUCAAGAAGACCGACGAAGGCAUGUACACAUGUGAGGCGCGUGUGAUGGCCAGGGGAGAGAUCGACUUUAGGGCCAUCAAGGUGGUUAUUAAUGUGCUUCCUACCAUCCGUAUCCGCCAGGCGGAGGUCAACGCCACGGCCGACAUCGGCACCUCCGCCAUGUUGGCGUGCGACGCAGAUGGUUUCCCCGAACCCACCGUCACCUGGGCUCGUAACAAUGUUGUCCUUGAAACGGACGAGAAGUACAGCCUGAACGAGGAUGGCUCUGAAUUGCUAAUAAAAGAUGUCACCAAAGUGGAUGAAGGAGAUUACACUUGCAUGGCCAAGAACAAGGCUGGGGAGAAGGAAGAGGAAGUCAGCCUGAACGUGUUCGUGACCCCCAGGAUCACCUACCUGAACAACCAGACGGCCUCUGAGCUGCAGGAGCAUGUGACUCUGACCUGCGAGGCGUCCGGCGAGCCUACACCCGCCAUCACCUGGAGCUUUGGCCCGCGGGUCUUCACUGAGAGAGAGCAGAGCUUGGAUGGAAACGUUGUCGUACGGAGCGACGCACGGGUCUCCUCUCUGACCCUAAAGUACGUGCAGUUCAGCGAUGCUGGCCAGUACCUCUGUACUGCCCGGAACCCCAUAGGCCAGGACAGCAAGAACAUGUACCUGGAAGUCCGCUACUCUCCUAAGAUCCAGGGCCCGGUGACAGUGUACACGUGGGAGGGGAAUUCGGCCAACAUCAGCUGCGAGGUGCUGGCCCACCCGGGGGCCUCUGUGGUCUGGUUCAGGGACGGCCAGCAGCUGCCCUCCGCCAACACCACCAACAUUAAGAUCUACAGCACCCCCACCGCCAGCUACCUGGAGAUCACCCCCGAAUCCCAGAACGACUUCGGAAGCUACAACUGCACAGCGACCAACGUGAUUGGCUCAGAGUCAAAAGAGUUCCUUAUGAUCCAAGCAGAGGUGCCCUCGGCCCCCACCGUGGAGAAGGUGGCUUCCUUCUCCAGCACGGCCAUGGUGGAGUUUGAGGAGCCCGACUCCAACGGCGGAGUGUCCGUCCUCAGGUACAAGGUGGAGUGGCGCCAGCCCGGACAGGAUUGGUCCAGCCGGGAGUUUGAGGUUGAGACCGGUACCAACCAAAUCAUCCUCACCGGCCUGAAGCCGGAGACUGCCUACGAGGUCAAGAUGGCCGCCGUCAAUGGCAAGGGAGACGGCGAGAGCAGCCCUUCUACCGCGUUCACGACGGAGCCAAUCCGGUAUACUUUCACAACUCCACCAGAGACCUCAACCCCCUCCAUCCCUCCUCCAACCACUCUGCCCCUUAGGGAACCCAGUGCACCCAAGCUGGAGGCCAAGGUGCAGAAGAAGGGUAACGCCCUCAAGGUGAACUGGGUGAAGCAGGAUGACGGAGGCACCCCCAUCAAGCACUACCUGGUCAGAUACAAACCUAAGCACGUGUCUGACUGGAGGCCUGAGAUCCGCGUGCCCCACGGCAGCGACCACGUGCUGCUGCAGGCCCUGGACUGGAACACUGAGUACGAGGUGUACGUGGUGGCCGAGAACCAGCAGGGCAAGUCCAAGCCCGCCGUUGUCUCCUUCAGGACGGCCAUGCAGCCCACCGCCAUCCCAGAAGUCGGGGGCUCAGGCCUGGGGACGGGCGCCAUCGUGGGCAUCCUGAUGGUGGUCUUCCUUCUGCUGCUGGUGGGCGUGGACGUCACCUGCUACUUCCUCAACAAGUGCGGCCUGCUGAUGUGCAUCGCCGUCAACUUCUGCGGCAAGACGGGUCCCGGGGCCAAAGGCAAGGACAUCGAGGAGGGCAAAGCCGCAUUCACGAAAGAUGAAUCCAAGGAGCCCAUUGUGGAGGUGAGGACAGAGGAGGCGAACCCCCCCACCCAGGACGGAGGUGCUCCCACAGAGCCCAGCGAGACCACCCCUUUGACGGAGGCUGAUAUUAAAGUGGCGAUCGACGACAAGGCUAACGCUAAUGAUGCUAUAACCAAGGAGGCUAACGCCACGGAGACGAAGGAGGUGAAGGAGGUGGACGCCGUGCCCAACUCCACCACCGAGGUGAAGACCGUCCCAAACGAGGCCCCCGUUGCCAACGGCAACGAGAGCAAAGCGUAACUCCUCCGGGACCCUCAUCCACCUCCAACAUCACCACCUUCAACCCCACAUUGCCUAUACCUUAUGAUUCCUCCAACAGUGUUUAAUGAGAGCGGGUGUGGAGGAAGAGGAGUGGGUGGAGAUGGAGGUGGAGCUGGA
Molecule: messenger RNA, 3007 nt
Organism: Gadus chalcogrammus (walleye pollock)
Lineage: Eukaryota; Metazoa; Chordata; Actinopteri; Gadiformes; Gadidae
Gene: ncam1a
Product: neural cell adhesion molecule 1a
Exons: 20
Coding region: 236-2869 (877 amino acids)
Biological process (GO): homophilic cell-cell adhesion; synapse organization
Cellular component (GO): axon; neuronal cell body; plasma membrane
Molecular function (GO): protein binding; axon guidance receptor activity
Source: RefSeq, a predicted model, not a curated record